This is a messenger RNA of Drosophila kikkawai, 4025 nucleotides long. RefSeq names its product ribbon (gene rib). Gene Ontology annotation, biological process: regulation of transcription by RNA polymerase II. NCBI's taxonomy places the organism in Eukaryota, Metazoa, Arthropoda, Insecta, Diptera, Drosophilidae. Gene Ontology annotation, cellular component: nucleus. The record is from RefSeq and is a predicted model, not a curated record. Gene Ontology annotation, molecular function: DNA binding; protein binding.
GGCAGUUUUAUUCAUGUUUCAGCGCUCGAAUCUGCAACACCGUGAACGCAAAACUCUAAAAAUCACUCAACGACUUUGAAAAACAAACGCUAAACGUGUCGCAGUUUCUUAAAAAAAAAUAAAAGGAGAAAAAUAUCUAAUAUUUUUUGGCAACUUUGGAAACUCUUGUGUUAGUGUACGGCUUUGUGUUUGCGUGUGUGUUUGUGCAAAGGCGGAAAACAACUGCAAAAAAAUAAAAACAAAUGUGAAACAUUUUCCUGCAAAAAUCACAAAAAAUAAAAACACAUUAAAAUACUGCAAAACAUAGUUUUAAAAAACCUGUGUCCUCAAACAACAUUUCAAUAUCUACGAUUAAGUGCCCAAAACUGCGGCAUUUUCAAUAUUUCGUGGCAACCAGGUGAUCCGUAGGCCUUAAACUGGCGCUCAAGGUCAGGAAGCAUCUAUCCUUCUACUCGCCGACGCUGCUGAGCGCCGCCUUUACCAGCCUGAACGGUGUCUACAAUCCGCACGGCACCGGCAACAGCAGCGAUCCCGCUCCCGACGAGGAGCCCGACCAUCAUCAGCAGCAUCAUCAUCACCAUUCCCGGCUGAACAGCGACCGGGAACGAGAGCCCAGGCGCAGGCAUCGACAGCAGGAGGAGGAGGAGGAGGAGCACGACCUAGAGAUGGGCGGCCCCACAGCCCCCGGUAGCACUGUCGCUAGCAGCGGCGGUGGCGGCGGCGGAGAGGUGGGUCAGACCUACUGUCUGCGUUGGAACAACCACCAGACGAACCUGGUACAGAUCCUGCAUGCCCUGCACGAAGUGGGCAGCUAUGUGGACUGCACCCUGGUCGUCGACGACGAGCAAUUCCAGGCCCAUCGCGUUGUCCUGGCCGCCAAUUCCCCAUAUUUCCAGCACAUUUUGCGCGAUGUCCCCCAGGAUCACUGCAGCAUCAUUCUGCCCGGAGUCAAGGGCUUCGAGAUUGCGGCCCUGCUGCAGUACAUGUACACGGGCGAGACGACGGUUACCAAGAGCCAGGAACCGGAGAUCCUGCGCACAGCCAAGGAGCUGCAGGUCAAGGGGCUCUACGACAACCUGAUGAAGUUCAAUCACGCCAGCUCCAGUGCCACGCCCACCUCGAGCUCAACAGCGGGAGGUAAACCUCUAAAUGGAGGCAGCCACAGCCACUCCUCGUCCGUGAUCUCCACAUCCACCCACAUUUCGCCCAGCGCCGCCAUCUCGAGCAGCUGCUCGCCACCACCACCACCGCCGCCCCAGUAUGGCGGCUAUCAGCCCGCCUACAGUCACCACUAUCCACCCCAGUCGCUGCCGGCGGACCGCAGCCAAGGUCCUACCGGUUCGGAGCCCCCACUGACACCCACUCAUGUGACAGCGCCGCCAACGUCGGGACCAUCGUCGGAGACGGGAGCUGGAGGCCAAUGGCCCAUGACCCCGUCCGCUGCCGCUGCCAUGUUGAACUCCGUUUACGAAUCCGCCGCCGAUAUGAAUCCCCUCAAGCGCAAGAAGCUGUCAGCCAUCUCGAGCAUGCUGCUCAGCGGCAAUCGCGACACACCGAUUCUGCGCAAUGUCCUGGCCCAAGCUAACCCCGCCGACUCUUCGCAACCUGGCCCUUUGGUCCUGAAUGGUGAGAAGACCCCCACGCAUCCGCACCAGAAUCCCCAGCACUCGACGGCCGGUGGAGUGGGUGUAAGUGGAGGUGGCGGCGAGAGGAACCACAGCUUCAAUGGCUCUGACUAUGGUGGCGACAAGGAGCCCCUGUCCCCGUACACAGAUCGAUCAUUCGAGGAGGAGACCGGUCAGUCCGGCGGCAAGAAGCCGGAAUGGAAGCGCUACAAGCAGUACACGCGGGCGGACAUGAUGUGCGCCAUCCAGGCGGUGCGCGAGGGCAUGAGUGCGCUCCAGGCGAGCCGCAAGUACGGCCUACCCAGUCGCACCCUCUACGACAAGGUGCGCAAGCUGAACAUCACCACGGGCAGGGGUACCCAUCGCACCCCCAAGCGUAGUCCUCCCGGGGCUGAGGCCUCGCAGGGAUUCCCUUAUUCCGCGGCCGCAGCAGCUGCAGCUGCUCACAACUAUGGCCAUGGACAUGUGCAUCCCUCGGAGCUGAAACGUGACUCCAAGGGGGAUCACGUGCCCGCUCACCAUGGCAUGCCACCCACCAUUCCUCCCUCGGCAGCCGCCCUGCUGGAUCAUGCCUUCCUGCAGCAGGCUCUGGAGAACCGAGGCGGUGACAUGGCCGGCCGGGAAGCUCUCCAUGCCAUGGCCUUGGCCGCCGCUGCCCAUGCAGCGGCCAACCGCAUGUCCAGUAGUCCAGCGGACAUGGAUCAGCGUUCCAAUGGCCAUGGCAUGCGAUCACCGAGCCCCGGCCGUCACUAUCAGGACCAGGAGGCCAUGGACCUGGAGAUGGAAAAGCAUGAACAGCGCUUGAUCAAGCGAGAGCGCGACCAGGACGAGCGGGAAGAUGCCGACGAUGAGGAGGAUCAUGAGCAGGAGCAUGUGGAGGAUCUGUCGCUGGCGAGGAAGGAGCGUCCACCAUCGCCCUACUCGCCGCAGCCGCCACAGGUGGAGGGAGCAGGAGCGGCCGGGGUGAUCAUGCAUGCCAGCAGUGCCAAUGGCAAGGAUCAUGAGCAUGAACAUGAGAGGGAGCGGGAGCGAGAACAGGAGGACUAUCCACACUCGCCGCCACCCUUUGCCCUGGGCAUGGGCCUCAAGCGGGAACUUAUCGAGGGCGAGGAGCCCCAGGCGCGGGCUGACUGAUUAACGCUCACCAUGGCCUGGCAGUAUGCGGCGGACAGCCUCGACUCCCUAGAUUAGACCAGGCUCAACCCCUAAACCCCCUUUUAAACCCUUGUUGUGUUACUUCUUUCCUUAACCCUCGGCUCUCGACAUAACCAGAGCCGAGCCAGCGUUGGUGAAGCUUUAAACGAACAGAGAAGAGAGAGAGACCUCAAGUCCCAGUCGUCGUCAACCACGAAAUCAAACCCACACAAAAACCACAACUAAAAUUAAGCUAAGAUUGUUGUUCAGCAUCAUCACUUUGUGCCUAAAAAAAAUAUUAGCAGAGAUUAGGAUUAGCUAGGACUAGGCAUAGAAUAGGUCAUAGGCUAUAGGCUAUAGGCACUCGUAGGCCAUCAUCGUAGGGAAAACCAUCAGCUCCCCGCCGAUCCAACUGACAAACGUAAGCUAGACCCACACUUAUACAUGAGACUGAACGGGGAUCAGACGGGGCGAGUACAGUCGAAGGAGGAUUAGGAGGACUAGGAGGAGCAUUAGGACAGAGCAGAAGAGGCUCAGCUACACACAACUUGUACAACUUUGUUAAAAUGCCAGUGAUUUGUUUUAAAAAUUAUUAGCACUAGAUUAUUUAUAAUAGAACGAACCGAACGAACGCCUUACGUUUAUGAUUUUCGAUCUUCUUCGAACACUUGAACUACCUCAACUAGCGUAUAUCCUUGUUAUAGAAGAGUAUAUAUAUAUAUAUAUAUAUAAAUCGUCCUGGGUUGAAUUUAUAAGACUGACACCGCGACUCAAAAAAAGAAAAACAAAAAAAGAAAACGUACCACGAGCAACAGCACACAAAAACGCAUUCAAAUAAAAUAACAAAAUCGGAGAGAUCCUUUAGUUAAACCCUAAAUAGCCAUAAGUUCCAUACAAAUUGAUUAGUUCUAAGCCACCACACAAAACUAGGCUUAAAAACUAAACACUAAAUACAAAAAAUUUAAUGAUUAAGGCAAAAAAAAAACAUGCGCUGGGGGCAAUGCAAUAGGCUCUUUAAUUUUAAACCUAGACUCUUUGCGGUCGAGAUAAUGUUAAUGUUGUUAUACCAAGUAACUCUCUGUACAUAGAAUCAUAUAGUUCUCUCACCUAUAUACACCUGCGAACUCUAUAUUACAUAGCGCCUAAGUAAAUACAAAUUGUAAUGCAAUUUAAAUUAUAAACUAGAGACACAAACACACACGACUUUCAUCAUGUAAAAGAGCUGCGUGAAGAGCGCUAAAUAAAACUGACUGAAGAAUCAAAUAA